ACCCUGCGACCGCCCAAGUACGUGUUCUGGAGCCACAAUCAAAAGCAGAUUGAUCACGCAGCUGUGAAUUCGAGGAUCACUGUGAAGACGAGUCCAGCAGCUACGCGAACUCACAGUCAGUUGGUGGUGCACAAUGCCCGAGGAGCUGACACAGGAAAUUACACCUGCGCCACUGUGGGUGCAGCAGAAGCUCACACUUACGUUUUUGUUGAAGAUGAUCGCACGAGUGCAGUGCAACAAAUAGCUGAUUCGAGCCACGAAUUCCGAUCGUCACUGCUGUCGUCAGCCGUCUUGCAGCUCGUCAUUGUCGCAUUCUGGCGAGCACUCGCCGGCGGUGUCGACUAACAGCUUGGCAUCUUCUUCGACACUGUCGAUCGUGUCGUUUCGAAAGUUGGCAGUUGCUUUGAUGAUGUUGUUGAUGAUGAUGACGAUGAUGAUGAUGAUUCCACUGCUGAUGACGUCGAGGUUGCACUGAAAAGGGAAACAAAAAGGAGAGAAAAACGGAGACCCGAACGAAAACCUUUUCAAGCUCAUGAAAGCAGGGUCGAAUUCCGUUUCCGGGACGCGAUGCAGAUUUCAUCGAAUUUUUUAUAGCUUUCUUUUUUUUUCAAUCUGUGUUUUACAUUCCUUUCAAAGCUGAUUAUCUCUUGAGCAGCGCCUCAAGUUUUCCUUGGUUCCUGCAAAUCUGUGAUGCCUGAGUAUUGAAUGAUUUUCAUUUGACAGCUGAGAAUUUCGGAAGAGGAAAAGGAUCUCGUAACCCGGUCAAAUAGGUGACUUGGUUUCAAGUCCUGCUAGUCGAAGGGUGUUCAUUGAAACCAGAGAAUUCGAUCUCGAGACGUCGACGCAAAAAGAAAAAAUCGUUUCUUUUUUUUCAAAGAGUGUAUGUGUAACAUUCCUCGGAAAUUUGUUUUGAGAAGUGUAUAUUUUAAGAAAGGGCAAGAAGUCACCUGGCUGGUGUUGAGCAAGUUUCCAUUGAUUAUCGCCAGGUCGUUUUUUUUUUCUACCAGAAAAUAUGAAUUGAAGAGCGAAAAGAAAACCCGUGCAACGAAAGCUGUCCCAACAUCUUGCUGAAAAUGUGUGAAAAAAAACACAGAAAGAAACAAAGAAAAAUAAGACAACAUCUGCGAGACAGGUUUCUCAACCCGAGCAAAAUUGCAAAGUUUCAAGUCGAGCUUUACUGACUCUCAACAAAAAAAAGGUCUCGCAAACUAGAAAAAAGAAAAUUUGGGUCUACGUAUUUUUUUCGUCCGCAAAAUGUUUGUUUUUAUGCGGUCUUGGAAUAUUUGUGUGUUUUUUGUUGAGAAAGAAUGUGAGUUGUGUGUGACAAGUUCUUGUUUUUUCUCUCCGAAGGAAAAAGGCGCGUCGCGUGAAAACCCUUUGUUUUAGCAGCAGGAUCGAGACGUGCAAAAAAAAAUUAUGAACUUGCGGAGAACGAAGGCGAAGAAAGUUUUUGUUUGUGUGUGCUGAGGAUGGGAUGAAGAAAUAAAAUACAGGUUUGACGAUUUCAGAGCAAAAAAAAA
Messenger RNA from Notodromas monacha, 1520 nucleotides. The record is from the annotation of a GenBank genome assembly. NCBI's taxonomy places the organism in Eukaryota, Metazoa, Arthropoda, Ostracoda, Podocopida, Cyprididae.